Molecule: messenger RNA, 1951 nt
Organism: Microdochium trichocladiopsis
Lineage: Eukaryota; Fungi; Ascomycota; Sordariomycetes; Xylariales; Microdochiaceae
Exons: 4
Coding region: 209-1702 (497 amino acids)
Source: RefSeq, a predicted model, not a curated record
AGAUCGUCACCACUCUGAUGUUUGACUUCUGAUAAGAGGCACACUUGGCACCUACUCUCGUGUCUCUCCCGUUCUGGAAUUGCGACUGUCCGUGAACUCCUCUCGCCUCUGACUGCGUUGCUUGGAGCCUCCAUGUUGCGCCCAGGCCCGUGCCGGUAUCGCAUCUGAGCUCUCUAUCUAGGUCCGGGUCACCGCCGGGACAAACGUCAUGGCCGUCUUCAUGGACCUCGAGGACGACGCCGAGCCUCUAGAGCACCAUGCAUAUGCUCACCACCCGGUGAAGCCCGAGUGGACGCUCUGGACCCAUGGCCGGGACACCACCUCAACACCAGAAUCACAACAUCUACCGGCGGCGAGCGGUGGGCCCCCGGUGCCAUCGAGCAAUGGCUCCGCCAGCGAUGCAGACAUCAAGAUGCACAACUCAGACAGCUCUGAUGCCUCGUCGGUCCGAUCGGCUACGAGCCUCACCAACACCAGGAGCAAAGUGACAGACGCACUUGGUUGCUACCCUGUCGUCAUGGCCAUCGCCCGCUGCCUCGACCUUAACGCCAUCGACAACCUCUCACGCACCUGCCGCGCUGUCCAUGACUCCCUCCUCGAGUAUCGCAGCUCUGCCCUCACCCAUACAUUGCACUGUGUCAAUGAGGACCUCCCAAUCGAUCGCGAGAGCACGUUCCGAUAUCGGGCGCGCGCGGGCAACUGGUACUAUAUGCAGGAUGAUGCCCAGAUGCGCGCCGCUCCCGGCGCCGACGUCGCCAAGUCGGGCAGCUGUGCGCGUGACAUGGUUGCUGAGUGCCGUCGAUGCUCGACCGCCAUAUGCCGGAACUGCGCCAUAAAACCACCAGCUCCGAUCGUGCUGAAAGAGAGGCAUCGGCGGCUAUGUAUUCCAUGCACGAGGGCACCCCUGCCGCUGCUGGUGAAUCCUCCUCUCCGUGCAGAUACGCCGCUGUCCUCGGACCCCCUUCGCACUGCGGUGUGUCGCUGCGAGACCGACGGCGUGUGGCUUUGUCAGCCCUGCGGCAGGAGUAUCCGAGGCUCAGACAACGAUUAUAGGUCAAUAUGGAAAUGGCGCAACCAAUAUGGCGAAGUGCUCGGCGGCGUGGGCACCGGAAUCGGCGAAGGGGACCGCGGCGUGCCGUGCGGGCGUGAGUCCAAAUGCUGCAGCUCCAAAGAGCGCGAGCAGGAGACGGACUGCGACGCCGAGGACGGCCGCGCUGGCUCGUCCCAUGACAUCAGACUACAUCAUAGCAAUGGCAGCAGCUAUUUCGGCAGCUCCCCUUUGUCGUCGUCUUCGUGGUCAUCCACGCUCGCCCACCGACCCGGCCAUACUCAGAGCCAUGCCGUGAGUAGUCCAUGGGCCAUCCCAUCCACGACAUCAACAACAACAACAUCCGCGUUGUCCCCCGCCAGCGCCGCCACUCCUCCAUAUGCCGACAGUGUCGACCACCGGACGCCGUCGCCGCACUUCCGGCCUGGUUAUGCACGGCACGAGGUCGAGGGGAUCGGCGGUGUGGUGAAAUCCGUCGGCGUCAGACUCGUCCGCGUCGGCGCUUGCGUACCUGAGUGGGAGGACGAGAAGCACCGCGGUAUCGUUCUCGGCCGCGAGGUCAGCGGACGUAGUCGCAGCUGGUGCGGGUGGUGCUGGCGGGUGAUACCACGGAAUCAGGAUCGGGUGCUUGAAGGGCAAAAUGCCAGGGAAUAGCGCAGUCGGAAAAUUGAGAAAGCUCAGGACCCGGAAUCCCUGGAACCUGAAGGCAAGAUCUACGAAGACAUGAUCUCCACGAUGAGACAUGUUGGCUACUGAGAAAGCACCAUCCCGGACGGGGCUUCGUGCGUCCACAACCCGAGUACACGGAACUCGUCAACAUAUCUAACAGGAACGAUCGCCUGCACUGCGACGGAGAUAUAGCACCAUAGAAGACGGGCUUAUUUGCCUUUAGAGAAAGGGCUG